Messenger RNA from Brugia malayi, 9999 nucleotides. RefSeq names its product laminin alpha chain, putative (gene Bma-lam-3). The transcript has 57 exons. Bases 1 to 9999 code for a protein of 3332 amino acids. The record is from RefSeq and is a predicted model, not a curated record. Gene Ontology annotation, biological process: cell adhesion. Lineage: Eukaryota; Metazoa; Nematoda; Chromadorea; Rhabditida; Onchocercidae.
AUGGGCUGUUUAGCCUUUCGAUCAUAUUUAUUUAUAAUUACUAUCAUUCUAACAGUUUAUUUUGGUGAUACGGAAAGAGCAGAUCAAGAUUAUGAUAAUUAUCAGGAAUUUGCUGUUGUAGAAGGACAGCAUGGUCUUUUUCCAACAAUUUUCAAUUUGGCAACAAAUGCGCUAAUUUAUGCGGAUGCUACCUGUGGUCAACAUAAUCGUGAAAUUUAUUGCAAAUUAGUGGAGCAUGUUUUUAACAGGCAACCGCAAUGUGACGUUUGUGACGCAAAUGACGUACGGAAACGUCAUCCAAUUGAAUUUGCAAUUGAUGGUACACGACGUUGGUGGCAAAGUCCAUCGUUAGCUAAUGGACUUGAUUACGAACGGGUCAAUAUUACCAUUGACCUGAGACAGGAAUAUCAAGUAGCGUAUGUAAUUAUAAAAAGUGCAAUUGCACCUCGACCUGGAACUUGGAUUUUGGAGAAAUCACUUGAUGGUAUUAAUUAUCAACCAUGGCAAUAUUAUGCAGUUAGUGAUGCUGAAUGCUUACGACAAUUUAAUGUACCAGCAACCACUGGUGUACCACGAUUUACACGAGAUGAUGAGGUAAUAUGUACAUCAUACUAUUCAAAACUUGAUCCGUUAGAAAAUGGUGAGAUUUAUACUUCACUCGUAAAUGGACGACCAUCUGCUGAAGCUGCAUCUGAAACUUUACAGCAAUUUACUCGAGCUCGUUAUGUACGUCUACGCUUGAUGAGUUUACGUACAUUAAACGCUGAUUUAAUGAUUAUCAAUCGACGUGAUAAGAGCAAUAGAUUGGAUCUGUCGGUGACAAGACGUUACUUCUAUGCUAUCAAGGAUAUCAGUAUUGGUGGUCAGUGCAUUUGUCACGGACAUGCAGAAAGUUGUCCACCUGAUCCGGUCACUGGGCAAUCACGUUGUGAAUGUCGUCAUAACACGUGUGGUGAAUCCUGUAGUAAAUGUUGUCCACUAUUUAAUCAACUUCCGUGGCGUCAAGGAACGCAAUUACAUCCUAAUGUUUGCCAACCUUGUCAAUGUUUUAAUCAUGCAACACAUUGCGAAUACGAUGAAGAAGUGGAACGAUUAGGUUUAAGUGUUACACCGGAAGGUAUUUUUGAAGGUGGCGGAAAAUGCAUCGCCUGUAAACAUAACACUGACGGAAUAAACUGUGAACGUUGCAUGUGGACAUAUUUCCGACCGUCCGGUGUUACGCAUUAUCGAGAAGAUGCAUGCCGGCCUUGUGAUUGUGACCCAAUCGGUUCCGAGCAUAAUAAUUGUGUUCGAGAUGAGACAAGCGCGGAUGGUGAUCAAAAGCCAGGUGAUUGUAUCUGUAAACCGGGAUUUGGUGGACGUCGAUGUGAUGUUUGCGCACCGGGCUACCGGAAUCAUCCAAAAUGUGAGCCAUGUCCAUGUAAUCGAGCUGGUUCCCUGAAUUUUGACACCUGCGAGGAAGAACAUUGCAUUUGCAAGGCAAACGUAGAGGGCGUUUAUUGUGACCGAUGCAAGGAAGGUACAAUUAACCUGGAUAUGAAAAAUUCAAAAGGUUGUCAACCUUGUUUCUGUUUUGGUCUUAGCAAUAAAUGUCAUGAAAAGCAGUGGAAUCGUGGCGAGAUACGAAGUACUACAGGUUGGGUACUAACAGAUCUGUCAGGUGAAAAAAUAGUUCCACCGAAAUCAGAAAAUGAAGUAUUAAUGUAUACCAAUAGUGAAUAUAGAAACAAUGAUUUGUACUAUUGGAAAGCACCAAAAGAAUUUAAUGGAAAUUUGCUGAAUAGUUAUGGUGGAAAUUUACAAUAUUUUGUAUAUUUUGUACCGAUGGGUAAUGGAGAAGAAACAUCAAUUCCUGAUGUUAUCAUAGAAGGUAAUGGUAUCAAAUUGGAAUAUUAUAGUCAACAAAAUUUCUUUCCCAGAGAAAAUAUUAGCAUUCAAAUACCAAUGAAAGAAGACAGUGGUUGGCAUAAUUCACAUAUGCGUACGCCUACUGAUAAGCAUGAAAUGAUGCGUGUUUUAGCUGAUCUUAACACAAUGCUAAUACGAGCUUUGUAUAAUAAGGAACAAAUACAAUCCAGUAUUUAUGGAUUAACACUGGACACAGCGAUUGAAUCGAAGAAAACAGCGGAGAGUACAGAUGGAUUAUUACCUAAUACACUGAUGCGUGGCGUGGAAGUAUGUCAGUGUCCCGAAUAUUACGCAGGCAAUAGUUGUGAACGUUGUAUAUCAGGAUAUCGUAGAGUAAACAAUCAGCUAUUCGAUGGUCAUUGCGAGAAAUGUAAUUGUGAAGGACAUUCAUUUGAAUGUGAUCCUUUUACGGGUGAUUGUAUCAAUUGUCAACACAAUACAACUGGUCGUCGAUGUCAUCAGUGUUUACCCGGACAUUAUGGUAAUCCAUCGUUGGGUGGUGAAUUUGGUCAAUGUCACCCAUGUGCAUGUCCAACUAUCGAGAAUAGUCAUUCUGCGUUAUGCAGUCUAACGCAACUUAUUGUUGGUGGUGCUGCAGCGUACGGUGAAGACGCGUACGUUUGCACCGCGUGUGAACAUGGCUACGAUGGUAAUAAAUGCGAAAUUUGUGCUGAUGGUUUCUUUGGUAAUCCACUUAUAAAGAAUGGUACCUGUGAACCGUGCAAUUGUAAUGGUAACAUUGAUCCAAUGACUAUUGGAAAUUGUGAUCGGAAAACAGGAAAAUGCUUAAAAUGCAUCUAUAAUACAGCCGGUGAUCAUUGCGAGAAAUGCAAAGAGAAUCAUUGGGGUAAUCCGAAAGAUAAAUCCUGUCGACCAUGCGGUUGUCACCCUAAAGGUUCCCAUUCGGCAACAUGUGACAAAUUAACUGGUAUUUGUGACUGUCACAAUAAUUAUGUGGGUAUGCAGUGCAAUCGAUGUAAGGAUGGACAUGGCGACAUUGAAAAUAUGUGUCCUGCUUGUAGUUGUAAUAUGACCGGUUCCUUUAGCAGUGAAUGUGAUGAAGUAUCCGGUCAAUGUGCUUGCAAGACAGGUGUAUUUGGAAAGCAAUGUGACAUGUGUAGAGCAAGUUAUUUCAAUUUUUCCGAGAAUGGUUGUGAAUUUUGUCACUGUAAUGCAUUUGGUGCAAUAGAUGAUGGUCGUUGUGAUAAUGUCACCGGAAAAUGUGAAUGUCGCAAAAAUGUAGAGGGAAAAAUGUGUGAAAAAUGUGCAAAUGGUUAUUUUAAUAUAACUAGUGGACUAGGAUGUCAAGCAUGUGAUUGCGAUUCAAUAGGCUCUAAAGGUAUCCAAUGUGAUACACAUACAGGCCAAUGUGAUUGCAAAUCUGGUGUUACUGGAUUAAAGUGUGACAAAUGCGCCCCGAAUCAUUUUGGAUUAAAUGCAAAUGGUUGUAAAGAAUGUCGUAUAUGUCCAGCACCUGGUCAUAUUUGUGAUUCAAUAACUGGUGAAUGCAUUUGCCCACCUAAUACCAUCGGUGAAAUGUGUGAAAAUUGUUCCAGUAAUGCAUGGAAUUAUGAUCCGUUAAACGGUUGUACUCUCUGUGAUUGUUCCGGUAUCGGUGCUGAUGGACCAAAUUGUAAUCCUCAAACCGGACAGUGUAAUUGUCGAUUGGGUUUUGUUGGUUUAAAAUGUGAUCGAUGCAUUCAUGGAUAUUUUAAUUUUCCGCAAUGUGAAUUAUGUAAUUGUGAUUUAUCCGGAACUGAUCCAGCAACCUGCAAAAAUGGUGCAUGCCUUUGUGAUGAGAUUGGACAGUGCAGCUGCAAGAAAAAUGUGAUAGGAUUAAAAUGUGAUAGUUGCGAUGCAUAUAGCUUUAGUCUCGAGAAAAGUAAUAUAUUUGGUUGCACCGAUUGUUUCUGCUUUAAUCGUACUAAUUUCUGCGUACAAAGUAGUUUUGUAUGGCAACAAAUUUAUGCAUCCGAUCGACAGGUAAUAUUCUCAGAACCAUGGAAAUAUUAUAUACGUAAACAUAAUUUGAAUGUGCUUAGAGAGAAACCAUUGAUAUACAAUAGUUAUCCAACAGAUAUUACACCUUUAUAUUGGCCUCUUCCAUCAAGUUUCCUAGGUGAUCGAACAGCAUCCUAUAAUGGAUUUAUUCGUUUCACAAUCAAAAAUGAUGAUAAUUAUCGUGGUAUUACUAAUGUAGCACCUGAUCCACAACAUUUUCGCUUCUUUCCACAAAUUAUCUUGGUUGGCAAUCAUCGUAUCAUUCUGGAACAUACACCUGAUGAAGUGAAUCAAUCAGGACGCUAUAAAAUUCGCUUACAUGAAAGUCAAUGGCGUUCACGUUUAAGUCCUGACGUACCAGUAACACGUAAACAGCUAAUGAUUGCUUUGCAAAAUUUGCAAGGCAUUUAUAUCAGAGCAACAUACAACUAUCCAUCUACUGGUGAUACAGCUUCUAUCAAUGAAAUAAGUAUCGAUGUAGCUGUUUGGGAUAAUACAACUGAUACAUCAAAUUCAGUUGCAAUUGGUGUUGAAUUAUGUGAAUGUCCUCAGGGUUAUGCUGGUUAUUCAUGUCAAGAUCCAGCUGAUGGUUAUUGCCGGAAAAGACAACCUGAUUUCUUGAAUAGUCCGGACGAUUUGGCAUUGAUAGGUGGACCACAGCCAUGCAUUUGCAAUGGACAUUCAACAACAUGUGAAGCAGAAACUUGCAGAUGCACUAAUUGUGAGCAUAAUACAUACGGUGAUUAUUGUGAACUUUGCAAGCCAGGUUAUCAGGGAAAUGCAUUGGUUGGUGGUGCAAAUGCAUGCACGAAAUGUGCAUGUCCAUUACCGGAUAAUAGUUUUAGUGAUACAUGUUUAGCAGUAGGUAAUGAUGGAGGAUAUAUGUGUGAUGCAUGUAAACCGGGUUAUACCGGAAUGCACUGUGAAAGUUGUCUGACCGGAUACUAUGGUAAUCCAAAUGUGAUCGGUGGUAUGUGUAAUGAAUGUGCUUGUCAUCAGCAUGGCUCAAUUCAUGGAAUUUGUAAUCAGGAGACAGGUCAAUGUGAAUGUCGUCCAGGUUUAUCAGGUCGUGAUUGCUCAUUAUGCAAAGAACGACAUGCAUUCAUGAAUGGUAUAUGUACAUCAUGUGAUCAAGGUUGUACUCGUGAUUUAAUGAAAGAAAUGGAUGAUUUAGAAGAAAUUAUGAGACAACAAAAUUUUACAAAUUUAAGACCAAUACCAUGGAAGCGUGCUGCUCGAAUAAGUAAUACAACAAAAAGUUUGCAUUUAACUUUGGAAUCAUUACAGUUGGAAAGUUCGAUUGAUGAUGAUACAACUAAAAGUAGCCUUAACAUUGAUGAUAACUUCUUAGAUGAAGUUAAUGGAUUGGUUGAGCAGACGAAAUUUUUGCUAGAACGAACUAAUAAGUCAAAAAAUACCUUACAAAAGAGCAUAGCUAAAACUGAAAAAUUAUCUGAGAGAGCUCGAGAACAGGAAGAAAUCCUUCAUGAAGUUGUCGGUCAACUACGAAAUUAUAUCAAUUACGGAUUUGGAAAACAGGAUAGCUCAAAGAUUGGUAUUUUGAUUCAGGAAGCAAAUAUCCAUGUAAAUGCAAUGAAGGAACGUGGAAUUUACAUUGAAAAACGUUACAAUCGUGGAAAGACCGAUUUCGAGAAAUCUCAAAAUUUAAUGAAGUUGAUAACAUCACGUAUGCUAAAUGAUACCUCAUUUGUUGAGUUACGUAAACAACUGGAUGCAUUUGAACAAUGGUUACACGAUUAUCGAGAUACAAUUUGGGAUAGAGCACGUCAGGAUACCGUAUCAUCCGAUAAAGUAGCAAUUAUAGUAGCGAAACGUGUAAAUCGAUUUAAUGACGUGAAAGCAAAUAUCACAGAAUUAUUAGCUAAAGCAACGGAUGAAUUAAGCGAAGCAGAAAAUAAAGUAUCAAUUGCAAAAGCAGAAAAAAUUUUGGCUAUGUUCGAUGAUUUCAAGCUUAUCAAUGAAACAGUACUACCACAAGUAGAUGAGAUGACGAGAAAAUGUCGCGAUGAAGCGGACAAAUAUGGUCAACUUUUGGAUGCAUAUCACGAAGAAUAUGUAGAAAAAAGUGAACAUCACGCUGCAGCACUGGAAGAUGAAGCGCAAAAAUUGAAAAAUUCUUUUGCGGAUACAAAAGAUGCCGCAGCAGAUCCUGUUCGUGCAUCAAAUGCUUACAAAGAAAUUCUUGAUGCGUUACGGAAUGCUAGUGAAGCAGCGGAAGGAGCAAAGAAAGCUGCGGAAUUUGCAUAUAUUGAUGCGGAUCCAAAAUCUGAUAUCUCAAUGGUUAAUAUGGCAUUACAGGCCAAGAAUCGCAGUAUGGAUAUUAAGGAAGAAGCAGAUGAACUUGGCUUAAAAGAUUUGGAGAAGGAACGUUUGACAGCCAAUAUGGAUCUAAAUGAACUGAAGGAAACAUUGCAAAAUUCAAUGAAACGAAAAAUAGGAAUAAGUGAGCAAUAUCAGUCAUUCGAUGAUCAACAUGAUCGAAUGACCGGAUUGAUUAGUGUGGUUGAUGAUGCGGAAAAACGAGCCAAAAAUGUACAUCAGAAAAUGCAAGAAAUAUCGGUCGAAAUUGCUACAAUGAGCGAUGCUGUUUCGAAACUGAAAGGCUUUGCUGGACAAGGCAUCCGGAAUGUCACUAAUGACGUACGCAAAGCUAAUCAAGGAGCACAGGAAGCGAUGAAAAAAGUUUCUGAAGUGAAAAAGCAAACAGACAGCGAUUCGAAACGAAUUAAUGUUUUGGGUGAACAAAUUAAAUUAUUACAGGAAAAAAUUAAAGAAGCACGAGAGAAGGCAUCACGCAUUCAAAUUUCGAUGAAAUCUGAUGAAAAGGGUGAUUGCCGCCGCGCUUUUAUUUCACCCGCACAUUUGGCUCCAACUAACUUAUUCACCAUUAAAUAUCGUCCUUUGCGGAAUGUUCCGGAUUCGUUACUAUUCCUAACAAAAACCAAAACUAAACGCACUCAGCAAUCAGAGUACAUUGCAAUGGAAUUAAGAGAUCGACGUAUUGUUGUGCACUGGAAUAUCGGUUCCGGUAUACGUAUGGCUACCAAUACACAUACUAUUAAUUAUAUUGCACCAAGUGAUCGUACUGCCUGGUACCAUAUAGUAUUAGAAAGAUUUGGCAAUUCGGUAACACUGACUGUAGCACUUCAUCAUACAAUAAGUGGUGAAGGUGAACGAACGGUUGGUGAACCGACUACCGUUUCGGUAGGUCAACCGGACGAGGAUGACAGCAUCAUUUUCAAUACGGUACAUGGUGAAACACUGAUUCAAUUUGGUAUUGAAGCAAAACUUUCACAGGAUUUAGGUUUAGCAACUAACAAGUUCCUGGGUACCAUUGGUGAAUUUACUGUUGAUGGUGAAACUUUGCCGCUUUGGGCGUUUGCAGAAAGUACUAGAGUUUGUGAAGGAGAUUUUGCUGCACCGGAAAGUCAGGCUACCGGUUAUUUUUUCCGGGAUGGUUUUGCGCAAAUUCAUCUUCCUUCAACCGAACGACCAAGUGGUGCGCAAAUAACAGUGAUCUUAUCAGCUUAUUCACCAAAUGGUCUAAUAUACUUCCGUGGCAAUCAGGAAAAUGGAGAUUUUGUUUGUUUGGAACUUCGUGAAGGACAUGUCGUCUUCAGGAUCAAUCUUGGCGAUGAUUCUUAUGCACUUGUUAAGUCUAAAAAAUCAUCAUAUGCUGAUGGACGCUCACAUACUGUUCGUGUCAUUAGGAAUUAUGAUAAAAUACAUUUACAGGUGGAUGACGAAAGCGAUCGUAAUUCCGCAACAAUACCUGGUGAAAAUGCAAAACUGAAUAUUAACGGUGAUGAUCACUUUGUUGGCGGCAUUCCGCCAGGUUUCAAUACUACUGCGUUCCGCAAUUUCGACAUUCAUUGGAAUGAAUUUUUUGGCUGCAUUCAAUCAGUUCGACCUUCUCAAGUUGCAGAAUUGGAUCUCGACAAUCCAAUACGUUCACAACGUAAGCUACGUGGAUGUACUUUCAGAAAUGGUGAAAGAUUGGAACCAACUGAUAGAGUGGUUAGCUUCAAUCGUCCAGGUUAUUUGGUCGUUCAAGGAAUUCAACUUAGCAAUAAUUCCACAUUUGCAUUUGCAUUCCGCACAAAGACCGCCAAUGCUACAUUGUUAUUCCAGUCGAGCGAACUGGAAACUUUCAGAAGACGUCGAAAAAUUAGAGAUUCUAUUGGAACGGGAUAUCUGGCAUUUUAUCUCUACCGUGGUUAUUUGGUUGUACAUCUUGGUACCGAUUCAUCACAGAAAAGUAAAGUGCUCACAUUAAGAUCUGAGACUACCUACAACGAUGGGCAACUUCAUUCUAUCUUUUUCACUCGUUUUGAAACAUUAGUUCGACUUCGAGUAGAUGAUCGAGAGGUAGCAUCUGGUACCCUUGGUGAGCAGAAUACCAUUGGAACCGCUUCAUCACAGUUAUUCAUUGGUGGAUUUCCAGAUGGUAUAAAACCAUCAGCUAAUGAAAUGCCAAUUGCUGAAUCAAUGAUUGGUUGUGUAUCAAAUAUUUUCAUUGAUUAUCGACUUGUCCCAAUUAUACCGGAAGCACACAUUGCGUUAAUUGGUACCUGUCCAGUAGAACAAAUUUUCUCAUUACAAAAAUCAGAACGGCGAACAGAUGUGGAAGCAUUGCAAGCUGACGAACAAAAUGCUUUCAAUCAAAAAGCAUCGAAACUUUCAUUGCAUCUAACAGAGCCGACAUUGAUCAGCAAAACAGAACGUCUCUAUGCGGAUGGAUCAGUGAAAGCAAAUCCGGUGAAUAUCAGAGAAGCUAUUAAUGAUCCGGAAGAAUUAGAAUCAAAUAAUUUGGAACAAUCCAUAGUAGCAAUAGAUGCUACAACAUUCAAUGUUAUUCCUACUACCGGAAAUCUAAUCGGAUCAGCGGAAAGAAAAAAUGAUGAUGAUGACGAUAGUACUACUUAUUUCUCAACUUUAACAGAUUUUGGUCCAAAAAAAUGCGGUUCAAAUUUGUUAGCUAAGAAUGAUGGUGAAGGUGCGGCACGAUAUGGAAUAGCGGAAGCAAGUCAUUCUAAAUUAAACUUUGAGGAUGAUGAUUUAGAUACCAAUCAAUUCAAAAUUAAAUUUGCAUUCCGCACAAUAUUACCAAACGGAAUGUUAUGGAUUUGGGCUAAUUACAAUAAUUAUACUCGUUAUUUCUUCCUAAAUUUAAUCAAUGGAUUACUACAAUUUCAGGUGCGUGGACGUAAGGAACCAAAAAUUCUGUUUUAUAAAUCAAAUAAAUUAAAUGAUGGACAAUGGCAUGAUAUUAAUAUGUUAAAAAAAGGACAAGAAAUUCUUCUCAAGGUUGAUCGCAAUCCGGCACAAUACUUGAAAGAUGUGUCAAAUCCGAAACUGAUCCGUAAACGAAUGUACAUAGGUGGAGUUAUUUCAAAACAUCGAAAACAGUUUAAUUUAACAGUACCCUCAUUUUCUGGAUGCAUUAGAAAUUUUGAAGUAAACGACAUUCAACAGGAUCUAUUCGCGAAAAGUCGUCACGUUGUGCCAUGCGUCAAUUCUAAUUCUGCGUACGUUCACGAAGGCGGUUAUAUGACGUUUGGAUCAUUAAAGUCUAUUCGACAAUUUGGAAAUAUUCAAAUUUCGGUGCAAUUUCGACCUGCUGUAAAAGAUGGAUUUAUCUUCGGUUUAAUGACAAAUAAAGAUCCAGAAAAUGCACGAAUUGCUGUUUACCUUAAAAAUAGCUUGGUGACAUUCGAACUGGUCUACAACAAUGAACAUCAUGAACUAAAGCAUAUUUUUAAAAAAGAUUUAUGUGAUGGUAGUUGGCACAAUGUUACUCUUUCUAUAUCACAUUCAAAUAUAAUUGUUAUCACUGUUGAUGGACAUCGAAAACGUUUACAGUUAAAGAUGAGUUCAGAAUUGAUAGAAUUUUUCCGAAAUUUGCCAAUUUAUAUUGGUGGAGUAACUGCAUCAUCAACUUCUAAAAUUGGUGUACUAUCAUUGAUUGGUUGCUAUCGUGAUCUCCAAUUUUACGGAAAAGUAAUGGCUUUCAAAGAUGCCAAAAAGUUGAAUAAAGUGCUACCUGAUGGUUGUCCAUUUUUAAAUUAA